Trichomycterus rosablanca is the source of this 3013-nucleotide messenger RNA. It is a transcript of the gene ets2, whose product is annotated as v-ets avian erythroblastosis virus E26 oncogene homolog 2. Bases 142 to 1521 code for a protein of 459 amino acids. Gene Ontology annotation, biological process: cell differentiation; regulation of transcription by RNA polymerase II. Gene Ontology annotation, cellular component: nucleus. The transcript has 10 exons. Gene Ontology annotation, molecular function: sequence-specific DNA binding; DNA-binding transcription factor activity, RNA polymerase II-specific. Lineage: Eukaryota; Metazoa; Chordata; Actinopteri; Siluriformes; Trichomycteridae. The record is from RefSeq and is a predicted model, not a curated record.
GUUGACUUGCAGUGUGAGUGACGAGAUUAUCGGGUUGUUAUUAUUAUCUGCAAGACUACCAGCAUACAAAAUACAGUAAAGGAGUGCUACUGGGAUUUGCUCUGAUUUGGUACUGGAUAUAUCGUCACUCCGCUCAACAGCAUGGACCAAGUGACCCCACUGUCAUCAGGCUAUCGCUGUCUUAAGAGACAGGCAGCUCUGGAGCUGUUCGACGACCCCAUGUCUCUGUUCUCCGGGUAUUACCCAACGCUGGAGGUAGAGCAGGCGGCUCAGGAAGUCCCGUCGGGUCUGGAGUGCACUCCACAAGACCUGGGACUAUGCUCCGUGCCUCUGCUAACCCCCUGCAGUAAAGCUGUGAUGAGCCAGGCUUUAAAGGACAGUUUCAAUGGCUUCUCCAAAGUGCAGCGUGUCUGUGGCAUCUCCAAUAAUCCAAGGAAAUGGAGCAAGCAGCACGUCCAGCAGUGGCUGCACUGGGUCUCCAGCGAGUUCAGCCUGACCACUGUGAACUUCUUUAGGUUCGAUAUGAGCGGCCAGGAACUGUGCGACCUGGGAAAGGAUGGCUUUUUAGAUUUAGCCCCGGAUUUUGUGGGUGAUAUUCUUUGGGAGCAUCUGGAUCAGAUGAUGAGAGAAUGUCAGGAGAGGAGUGAGGCCAAAAUGCUCUCCCAGAAUACUCCCGCUGAAACAAAGAUGAGCAACGGCCCUGCUGGUUUCAGUCUGGAUGACACACAAUGUGUGCUGCAGGCAUCAGACAGGACUAGCAGCCUUCUGAGGGAACUCUUUGAGGCUUCAGAUAGUCCCACUCAGCUGAUUUCUGAGCCCGACUACUCUAUGUUCCCUAAACCUCAGCUGAGCACAGUGAACGUCAGCUACAUCAGCCAGGAGUUCCCCACCAGCAAAGCGGCACCACGCCUUAACACGCACUUUUCCUCCCACGAGCAGACGUCUCUGGAAAGCGUGGACAGUGUGGACGGUUCAGAGCGGACCCUGCGCUCCUGGGGUAGUCAGUCGUCCCUGGCCGAUGCCCAGCGCGUGCCAUCGUACGACAGCUUCGAUGACGAGUACAGCGGAGUGCCGGUGAGCCUGGGCAAGCAGGGGUUGUCCUUCAAAGACUACAUACAGGAGAGAAAUGAGCCACUGGAGCAGGGUAAACCGGUCAUCCCUGCCGCCGUGCUGGCUGGAUUCACCGGAAGUGGUCCUAUCCAGCUGUGGCAGUUUUUGCUGGAGCUUCUGACCGACACGACCUGCCAAAGCAUCAUUAGCUGGACGGGAGAUGGCUGGGAGUUUAAACUUACCGACCCUGACGAGGUGGCUCGGCGUUGGGGUCGACGCAAGAACAAGCCCAAGAUGAACUACGAGAAGCUAAGCCGUGGCCUACGCUACUAUUACGACAAGAACAUCAUCCACAAAACAGCUGGCAAACGCUACGUCUACCGCUUUGUCUGUGAUCUGCAGAACCUGCUGGGCUACACUGCCGAGGAGCUGCACGGCAUGCUGGGAGUGCAGCCCGAUACCGAGGACUGAAUUGAGCCAAUGCACUAGGAGGGGUGCGCUUGACGGAUAGGGGGAAAUGCUCCAGAUUUCCACUGUUACAGUCCAGGCUUUUUAAAGGUCCGCGGCCUGAAUCGGCAGCAGCGCCAGAGCUGCUCUUGAACCAAGAUAAAGUGCAGCUUUCUUUUCCCAGGGCUGGGACACCCGCUCUGGUUCUUCACGUCUGCCAUGUUUCAGUCUGACAGGGCUUCUGAAUGUGACAAAACAGCAACAGGCUUCCUCUGUCCUGAGGAAGUGGUAUCUUUCUUCAUCAAUGUGGAUCAUUUUUAUUGCUUCAAUCAGCAGAACUGGUAGCAAGGGCUUAAAAAGAGUGUGUUUACACCAACAGAGUGCCAAGUGGGCAUUUCUUUACGGCCAGAAUGCUUUAAGACUUGUUAUAUGACGAGAGACGUUGCCUUCGUUGGUUUGCUAAGUGCUUUAACCUGCAGCCUUGCACGCUUCCUAUGCUAAACUACUAUCAACUGAAAACAGCCACGUAUGAACUGUAGGAUUAUGUGUCUCAUUAUUAUUGGUCUAAUGCUGAGCUGUAUUUGAAUAGACCACAUUGUAAUUAAAUACAGUAUAUUAUUUAUUAAAGUAGGACAUGUCGUGUCUGCAAAAGCCAAAGUGACAUUCUUAUGACAGUAUUUAAAGCUGCAGUAUGUAACUUUUGGAGACGCAGAUUAGAUUGUAUUGCGAUUUAUUCUGUCAAUUAAACUGUUAUCUGCAAGUGCUUGGUCAAACACAGUCAUGUACUAUGGCUGGACUACAUUUGAUUUCACUAGUCUGUAUUGUAAUUAAUAUUUCUGAUGUUUUUUCUUUACUAAUUUAUAAAAAAUACUACUGCAGCUUUAAGGUCAUGAUGUGAUUUUUGUAAUGAACUGCACUAGAAACAAUAGAAUAUACGAGAACAUGUAAGUACGAGUCUGUUAUAAGCUUUAUCGUGGCUUGUUUCACUGAUUUAAGUUUACUAUAUGUGGUUUAUUGUAUUUAUCUUUUUUUAGGUUCUAUUUAUAUAAAUCAAAGCCAUUCAGGUACUCAGAGGAUCGACAGAUGUUGAUUGUUGGAAUUUUUCUACUGGAUUGUUUUCUUAUGUACAGAGACUUUGAUACAUAAUUGUGUUUGAUACACUGACCUGCUGCUCCGAGCAUUAAGGGAUUAGAAACUGGUAUUAGAAACGCACACAGUGUGAGGAUACAUCGUCUGUUCUUUAAUCUGUUAUUCUGAGAUUCAUAUAAUUUAAUGGUUAUGAAUCUGAAUUAAAGGUGACACUGCAGACAGGGAAAAUGUUCCGAUGUUUGACUUUAUUUGUCUGUAAGUGAUUAAAAAUGAUGUGUGUACAAAAUCCAGACCAACAUUUUUGUCCUACAUGUUUAUAUAACCUAUUUUUCUACUUAAAUCACUUAAAUUGUUUGUGUUUGGUGGACUGAAUGUUGUCUGGACAGCUGAACAUGACAUUAUUAAAAUAAAAGGGAUUCAAUAUGAA